UUUCAGGUGAAGAAACGCGAGAAGCACCGAGACCCCAACGGUUCGGAAAAAAAGCCACUAUCUAAAGUAAAACUUACAUUUGGUGGUUUAAACGCGGUGGGUCUUAAGUCAGAUCACGAGUAGCCGUUUUGUUGCACAGUAGGCUUAACGGUUCCCGUCCAAACUGAGAGAAGAUGAGCUACGGAAGGCCGCCGCCGGACGUGGAGGGGAUGACCUCCCUGAAAGUGGACAACCUCACCUACCGAACCUCACCGGAGACUCUGCGCAGAGUCUUCGAGAAGUACGGUCGGGUGGGAGACGUUUACAUCCCCCGGGACAGGUACACCAAGGAGAGCCGCGGCUUCGCCUUCGUGCGGUUCCUCGACAAGCGCGACGCCGAGGACGCGAUGGACGCCAUGGACGGCGCGCUGCUGGACGGGCGGGAGCUGCGGGUUCAGAUGGCCCGCUACGGAAGACCACCGGACUCCAUGUACAGCCGGAGAGGGGCUCCGCCACGCAGAUACGGAGGGUACGGACGCAGAAGCAGGAGCCGUUCGGCCAGUCCCCGCCGUCGCAGGCGAAGCCGCAGCCGCUCCAGGAGCAGAAGCCGAUCCCGAUCCAGGAGCCGCCACCACUACAGCCGCUCCAGGUCCCGCUCCUACUCCAGGUCGAGGUCUAGGUCCAAGUCCAGAACCCCGCGACGAAGCAAGUCAAAGUCUCCUUCCAGGUCUCGAUCCCGGUCCAGGUCCAAGUCGAGGAGUCGAACCCCGCCUUCCAACAGAGGGUCAAAAUCCAGGUCCAGGUCCAAAUCCAAGAGUAGACCUAAAUCCCCAGAGGACAACGGAGCCGAGUCUUAACCCAAACGUGGACACAACAUGACGCUGCGGAGUCCUGUUUGCAAAGGGAGAAGGAGGAGAUGGGGGUGUGGCAGUGUGAGAGCAGUUAGUGUGUGACCCGCCCAUGUGACCUGCCUGUUGCUGAGAGCGAUGGCAGUUGCUAAGGAGCAGGUCACCAAGGCAACGGUGGUUGCUAUGGAGCAGGUCGUCAUGGCGGUGGUUCGGGCUGUCAGUUGGUGUAUGAGGUGGUGUGGUGAGGUACGUUCACGGGGAUCACAGGCAGAUGCACUGUGGUUUCCUCCGCCUCUCACAAAGGAAACGGACCCCGAGGUUUGUUUUUCAAAUAUGCCCGAGUGUAAAAAAUCUUGUAAGAGCUAGUUUUUGGGAGUGUGGGGCCAAGGACAGGUGUGUAAACAAAUGUGAAACUUAAUGUUAGGUUUACGUAAAGAAGAUGGAUGACCACCACAAAGUCAGAUUGAUAAAUGUUAGCGUCAGGGUACAGAUCAGACCAGUACUGCAUUUAAAUGUCCAGGUCAGCUGCAGGAGUGAAUGUAACCUCCUAGUUUUUCUCUUGCUAACUCCAUUUUGUUUUUCCUUCCAGAUCUCAGAUGGUUGAGCCUUUGCCGAGGACAUCAGGAUCAGUCUCACAUUGAGCGAGUGGACUCCACUAUUACCACUGAAUGCAGACUGAAAGGUUAUUGGAGCUUGGUCUAAAAUGUUUUAAAAUGUUUAAUUUGACCUAAUCUGCCUAAAUAAAUUCUGUAUCUUUGACAUGAUCGUUUGUAAAGCUGAGCAUAUUGAAAGGGAUUUGUAAGGUAUUUUGUCCCCAUUUAAUUUUUUUUAAAUUUUGCCAUUUCGAUUGAAUUUGUACUUGUUAAUGAAUUCUUCUGAAUUAAAGUAGAUUCCAUUCAGUGAAGGCCCUCAUUUAGCACUCUUUCCAGUUGGACAUGAAAGAGUUUUAUUUUCACAGUCGAUGUAGAAAAGGUUGUCACGUUUUGAUGUCCAGAGCAUUUCCAGUUAUGUUAUACCACUCUUACAGAGGACGAUGGCUCACUGUACAGUGUCAUGAAAGCCACUUAAUUUGUAACUUGCUAAUCCAGCAGUGUAGUAUUUUUUUCUUUUUCUGUCAAGUCUGUUUUUUUCCUCUGUCUGGUUAAAGUUGCUUUCCUAUGACUCUAACCCUCUUUCUUGUGUAUCUUUUGUGCACUAGGCGCAGUUGUGUAGCAGUUGAGUAAUGCUGGUUAGCUGUUAAGAUGCGGUGCAGUGCGGUGGUGACAUGGUGUGGCGUGUUGCGGUGCUGAGUGCCCGGCGCUGUUCCGGGGCUCGACCCUCCGCUGCCGUUUGCCGGUUUGUAAGCUCACAGGUGUGGCAGAUCAUCCAUCCUCUCCUGUCUCGUGACCUCUCCUUCCCUCCAUGUGCUGUACAGAUUCUCUCCUUCUUCCUUUUCUCUUUAUCCCCCCCACCCACCCAACCACCCACCCAACCCUACUGUGGUUUAUCCACUGUUGAUAACUGGUCUUGCUCGCUUUGAAACUGGGUCCAGUGCGACCCCGAGUGAAGGGUUUGACGGGCAGUUCUGGCUGCUUAAUGAAUAUUUUUUGUGUAUUGCAUUCCUCUGUGAACCUCUCAGAUGUCUUGUAAUUGCUUCAGGUGAAUGCUAAUAAACAUCUUUGUUGUAAAUAA
This is a messenger RNA of Amphiprion ocellaris (clown anemonefish), 2498 nucleotides long. RefSeq names its product serine and arginine rich splicing factor 2a (gene srsf2a). NCBI's taxonomy places the organism in Eukaryota, Metazoa, Chordata, Actinopteri, Pomacentridae. The transcript has 3 exons. Gene Ontology annotation, molecular function: RNA binding. The coding region runs from base 174 to 836 and encodes 220 amino acids. The record is from RefSeq and is a predicted model, not a curated record.